CUCCCACCCACCGUUUUUCACUUUUCAGUUUUCUCUCUCACAAACACACUCCACUUCUCUUCUCGCCGUCGAUCUCACGCGCUGCCGCGCAUGGCCGAAUCCCACAGAACCCGACCCUCCCGCCGGCAGCCCAGCCGCCUGCAGAGCCGCGCCCCGUCGUCGCUCCAGAUAAACCGCACCGUCGAGUGGAACGUCGCGAUCCCGCUGCUGUCCCCGCUGGUCUCGUCGCCCCCUCCGCCGCCGCAGAAGGACGAGCCGCCACCGCCGCAGCAACAACGCCCGCCGGAAAAAGUUGUCUUCAAAAAGUGGCAGCACCCCGCCGCACCGUUUUGCUACGAACCACCUUCGCUGGUUCCUCCUUUCGUUAACGUGUAAAUAAUAAAUAAAAAAAUGAAGAAAAAUUAUGAAUAUUUCUUCUAACAUCUUUUGUUCAUUUUCAUUUUCACUUUUUUUUUUACACAUAAUAUACCCUUAUCGUAAGUAAUAAGAGUAAGACCCAGUAUUUUUUUUUAA
Molecule: messenger RNA, 513 nt
Organism: Glycine soja
Lineage: Eukaryota; Viridiplantae; Streptophyta; Magnoliopsida; Fabales; Fabaceae
Exons: 1
Coding region: 91-375 (94 amino acids)
Cellular component (GO): nucleus; cytoplasm
Source: RefSeq, a predicted model, not a curated record